Lytechinus pictus (painted urchin) is the source of this 10415-nucleotide messenger RNA. Its product is annotated as CAP-Gly domain-containing linker protein 1-like. The record is from RefSeq and is a predicted model, not a curated record. The coding region runs from base 59 to 4594 and encodes 1511 amino acids. NCBI's taxonomy places the organism in Eukaryota, Metazoa, Echinodermata, Echinoidea, Temnopleuroida, Toxopneustidae. Gene Ontology annotation, biological process: cytoplasmic microtubule organization. Gene Ontology annotation, molecular function: microtubule plus-end binding. Gene Ontology annotation, cellular component: nucleus; cell cortex; microtubule plus-end. The transcript has 28 exons.
UGGCGCCCAUGCAAGUCGAAUCAGAGAUGCAGUAGCCACUUCAGCCCGAGCAGCCGGUAUGCGACCCUCGGAGGCUAAUCAACAUGCGGACAAAAUUGUACGAACUGUGAACAAUGGGGGCGCUGCAAAGCAUGCUGAUGACUUCAUCAUAGGAGAUCGGGUUAUUGUCGGGGGCAACAAACAUGGCCAUGUCCAAUUCCUGGGUGAGACACAGUUUGCCAGUGGAGAGUGGGCUGGUGUUGUCUUGGAUGACGCCAUAGGAAAGAACGAUGGCUCAGUCAAUGGCAUCAGAUACUUUCAGUGUGAACCUAAGAAAGGAGUGUUUGCAAGACCGGACAAACUGGUGCGAGAGUCAGCUGGUCAUGUGGACAGUAAGUCAGCUGUGGGGGGUAUUGCAAGGCAUGUGCCAUCCACGCCACGGAUGGGAACAAGAGUGUCAUCACCUAGGAGUUCCAUGUCAAAGCCACCAGGUUCCAAACCAGGUCUUAUGAUAGAUGACAAACAGGAUCCUGCAGGUCUCAAGGUUGGAGACAGAGUUCUUGUGAGUGGAAGCAAGUUGGGCACCCUGAGGUUCACCGGUACUACAGAGUUUGCUAAAGGAGAAUGGGCUGGAGUAGAGCUGGAUGAGGAACAGGGUAAAAAUGAUGGUGCCGUGGCAGGAACAAGGUACUUCCACUGCAAACCCAAGCAUGGUCUCUUUGCCCCUGUGCAUAAGGUAUCAAAGGUCAGGGGUAAGAAUGCAUCCAGACUCUCCUCUAGUGAUGGUCUCCAACAGGGGAAACUCAGCACAAGUUCCAGCUCAAUCAGCUCCAUGGGAUCCUCCAAUGCCUCCAGCAUCUCUAGGGGGAUGGCCCUGAGCUCUGGUGACCUGGGCUCAUCACCAAGGGGGUCAGUAGACUCCAAGAAGACUCAGCUCCGACGACCAAGUGAAAGUCGUAUACCCUCUUCCUCGAAAUCGAGGAAAGAGCAAAACGCCAGCAGCACGGCCCAGCCUUCCACAAAUGGCACCCGCCGGCAAUCUGACUCGGGGUCCGAUUCUUCCUCGACCGGUGUGGUUGAACCCAUCGCCAAAGUUGAGAUUUCAGAGUCUUAUUCCUCCUUACCCGAAUCUGAAUCACAGUUGAUAGAGCAUGAGUUAGCCAUCCUGAGGGCUCAGCAUCAACAGUAUGUUCGUGAGAGUGAGGAGUCAGUGGAGAGUUUGAAGGAGCUGGUGGAAUCUGGAGACAGGGAGAAGGUGGAGCUUAUGCAAAGACUGGAGGAGACACAAAGGCAAGUUGAUGAUCUUCAAUUCAGGAUAGCAGAAGCUACAAUAACAUCAUCAGAUCUUCAGGAGGAACAUGAGUCAGAAUCCCAGAAGUUAAAGGAGCUUUCUUCCAAACUAGCAGCUGAGUGUAAGAAAACAAGCUCUUUUGAAGCAGACAUCUUAGAUUUCAAGAGUCAGAAUGAAGAGAAGGAGUUCAAGAUCGCCGAGCUGGAGAUGGAGGCCUCCACCUAUACGGAACAGAUGGAGGAGCUCCAGAAACAGCUUGAGGAGACCAGGAUCCAAAUGGGAGAGCUGGAGACAAGGACCAAGGAAGGGGAAAGGACUGGAGAGGAGGCAGAGCAGUUCAGGCGGAGGGUGGCAGAGCUCGAUGUGGAGCUGGAAUCAGUCAGAGGGAGCAAGGAGGAGCUGGAAAAGAAAGUCAAAGUCUUGGAUGGUAAUUUGAAGACCGAGAUUGAUCUGAGGCAAGAAAGGGACCAUGAAAUAGCAGAACUAAGCAAGAAAUUAUCAGAAGAAGAGUCUGCUCGAACCAAGCUUGCUUUCGAUGUUCAGGGAUUAAAGAAUGCCUUAUCUGACUUUGAAAGAAAGUGUCAAGCAAGCGAGGAGCGAUGUAAUCAACUGGUGGAGGAUAAGAAGAAACUUGAAAAUGAUAUUGCAGAAUUAAUGAGAAAUUCCGGCAACAGUUCAGAGCAGCUAGUUUUGCUGAAUGAACAAAUACGAACAAAAGAUAGGAAAAUAGAGGAACUCCAAUCAAGUCUUUCCAGUGCCAACCAAAACGUGUCUCGGCUCGAUGCCCUCCUCAGCCAAACCAGGCAAGAGGCUGAUGAGGAGGCUAGGCGGCAGGCUCAACAACACCAACAAGAACUACAGAAAUACAGACAGCAGAUGAACAGCCUGCAAGCUGAGCUGGAAUCGAGCCAGUCCGAGACAAGAAGCAUCCGUGAUGAGCUGCAAGGAGAGAUGGAGGCAACCAAGGUUAGACUUGAGUCUGAGCUUGAGACUAUUAGAAAGGAGAAGGUUGACCUUGAGAGUGAGAAGGUCAAGCUUGAUGCUUCUGCUCAGGAGAUGGAAGCUCGUCUCAAUGAUACAGAAGAGAAGUUGCAGACUUAUGAGGUGGGUAAUGCCAACCUUGAAGACAACCUGAAGAAGACAACGGAAGAGAGAGAUCGUCUACGGGAGGAGCGGGACCAGGCCCUUGCAGAUAAACAGCAGCUAAUCUCAGACAAGGCUGAACUUGGACUAAGACAGGAUGAGGCAGACCUGAAGCAGAGGCAGGUCCAGGACCAGUUAGAUAGAGAGUCUCAGGCUAAGAUCGAAGCCAUCAAGACAGCAGAAGAAGCGAAAGCCAACGUAGAGCGAGUUACCUUAGAGAGGGACAGUGCCCUCAGGGAACGGACAGAAGCCUUAGCCCAAGCCCAGGAGCGCCAGAUGAAGCUAGAGACCAAAGCCCAGGAAGCUGAGACCCUCCGCAAGGAGCGCUCCGAUGCCCAGACUCAGGUGCAGGAGCAGCUUACCAAGCUGGAGACCAUGCAGAAGGAGCUGGAAGAGCUCCAGAAGGAGCGGACGGCCUCAGGGAGUCGGGUGCAGACACUGGAGGGUGAUCUGGAUCAGCUGCGCAGGGAGCGGACAGAGCUGGUGGCCCAGGCCCAGGAGUGCACCAUCAAGGUGGAGACCAGGGAGAAGGAGCUAGAGGGAUUGAAGAAGGAGCUUGAGAGGCAGAGAGAAAAAGAAGAGCUGCUGGCCAAAUCAUCCAAGGAAGGGGAACAGAAUAUGACACAACUGCAAACACAAUUAAUUGAGAGAGGUCAGGAUCUAGAAGCCUCCAAGAGUUUAGUAUCUGAGCUAGAAAACAAGUCUUCCACAUUGCAAGCCCAGCUUGACGAACUCAAACAGCAGUCUGAUCAGAAGCUACAACAGGUUGAAAAAAGUUUGUCUGAAGCAAGGGCUUCACUGGAAACCAUCUCAAAGGAGAAGGAAGCCCUAUCAGGGGAUCAGUUAUCACUUGGGAGUCAUCUCCAACAGAGGGACCAGGAAUGCUCCAGGUUAAGAAAUGAAAUCAAGACUCUGAAUGAGAAAAUUGACACUUACCAAUACCAAAUAACAACUAUUAAAUCGUCCAUGUCAGAUGAGAAAACCUUGUUUGAGAAUGAAAGAACUAGACUGAGUGAACAGGUUACUGAGAAGGAAACAGAAAGUGUGCAUCUCCAAGAAGAAGUGUCCAGUCUGAAGGAGCAGGUGUCCACCUACGAGGCCAGGCUAGGUGAACUGGACUCACUAAGGAAGGAGAAGGCUGAGGUUGAGGAAGAGAGGACAAGGUUUGCAGAUCGGUUCCAGGAGAAGGAGAAAGAUACAGAGCGGCUCCUGGGGGAGGUAGGGAGCUUGAAGCAGCAGGUGGAGAGCUAUCAGACUCAGCUUAAUCUAGCCAAGCAAGCAUCCUCAGAAGGAGAGAGCAAUGUAGGAACUGUACAAGCUGAACUGGCUGAAGCAAGGCAUAACCUCAAGAUGGAACAGGAAAAGGUGAACAAGCUAGAGACAGAUAUGAGCAACACACAGCAAGAUAUCAAUGCAUUGCAGAUGGCUAGCAAAGAGAAAGAAAUGAUGGAGCAGAGGAAUUUAGACCUUACAAAUGAACUCCAGACAGUGAAGGCUGAUUUUGAAUCAAGGAUAGUAGACAUCGAGUCGGAGAAGGAAUCACUCCAGACCACCUUGGAUAUCACCAACUCAAUAGUGGCUCAGAACAAAAAUGAACUAGACAAGUGCAAACAGGAGAUUGCCCAAAACCAGGGUGAAAGUGCCUUGGCUAAAAGCUAUAAAUCUACCAUCGGUGAGCUUGAGAAAGAUAAAGCUAGUCUUCAACAACAAGUGAGCGAUCUUCAGUCUGCCUUGGUUUCUUCACAGAGCACACUGUCCACACACAUUGAUGUUGAUAUGGAUGGAGAUCCAGCUGUAGCCAAGCUUCAAGAAGACAAAGAGAUGGCAGAAGGACAGGUGACAUUCCUAAACUCCGUUAUUGUGGACCUCCAGCGCAAGAACGAUGAACUACGUGCCAAACUCGAAGCCAUGGAGACGAGCUAUAUGAAUGGAGAUCAUGAAGAUAUAGGAUUUGAUGUAGACAUGGACUCCAGCACCCACGGCCCGCCUCCUCGACUCUUCUGUGAUAUCUGCGAUGUCUUUGACUUGCACGAGACUGAAGACUGCCCUCUUCAGGCUAGUUCAGACAGUCCGCCAGCUAGCCAGUAUCAUGGCAGUCGCAGUGAAGUGAGGCCGUACUGCGACAUUUGCGAAGUUUUCGGCCAUUGGACAGAGAACUGCGAUGAUGAGCAGACAUACUAAGGCUCUCAGUGGAUUAUCUGGAUGGCAAAGAACUCAUCCUAACACUCAAUCAGUACUUUCCUUAUCCUGUCUGCCGGAACAUGGAGAACAGCAGUGAAUUCCCGUCUUGGAGAUGGCACUAUGGCAGGCAUCCUCAGGCAGUGGGUCUGAGAUGCUUCUCACAUCAUCAUCAUCAUAAGACAAAUUCAGGUGGAGUUUGCUGUCUAAUACCAAGAGAUGGUGUUCAGCGAUGGAUGCAUGAAGUUGAUUCCUCUCAAUAAAAAUUGAUGUGACAGGUUGUGAGAAAAGACAAACCAACAUCGCCUUGCUCAGGUCUUAGCCAUGAAUUUUUGGUGGAUCUUUGUGGCAGUGUGUGGUGUCAGCUACCCUUUUGAACAUAUUUGCUAUGGAGAACUUAAAAAGGGCAAUUGCAAAGGAUAAUUUCUUAGACAGUAAGGGAGUGUGUCCAUUAGAGGUUUGAAUAUGCAGAAAGGUAUCGUAGAAAGCAUUGGGUAUUGGUCAUCACAUUGUAAUGCCUGGGAGUUAGUGGCUCUGAAUAUGCUUAAAUGUAUUUAGAUCUUACUAAAUGGAGGUGUUCUGAAGUAAAGAAAAAAUUCAAUUUUUUUUUAAAUAUAACAAAGGAAACCUGCUGUUGGUAUAAUACAAUGACUUAAGCUGUCAUUGGCUUCUCCUAUUCCUAUUGCAUAGAGAAUACUGGACAUACACAGGCACAUUUUUGCACUGGUUUCCUUGUAUUUUCUUAGAGAAAAAUGAGCCACAUUUCCUUAGUGCGAGCUAUCUGCAGUCAUGUGCAUGUGAAAGAGAUGAGCUCGUGGUGAAAAGAAUAUGGUUUGUUAGAAAAUUAGCAGUGUCCAGUUGAUAUUGAAUUGUCCUUGAAAAUGGAGGAAGUUAAUAGGGAGGAUGCAUCAAAGUUCUAGGACUGACAUUGAAGUCUAGGUCCUGAAAUGAGUAAAUGAUUUGCCAAAGUAGACCUGGGUCCAUCGUUGAACCUCUAAAAGAACUACUGUGAAUUAAUAAACUAAACAGCCCCAUCUUUAACUUGAUACAUUAUUGGAAAACUUUAUAGGAAGAGCGAUGUCAUUUUCUAAAAGAAACAAGGGAGCUUUCAAAUAAAUUUUGGAAGGAAAAGUGUGGAAAGGGAUCCAGGAUAAAAAAAAAAUCAGAUAAAUUUUUUUUUUAUUCUCUGACUAUUAGGCUACUACAUAUGGACCCAUCUGAUGAGGGUCAUUUUAUUCCAAAUCUGAUAUAGUUUUAACCAUUGACCUGCAAGCCGAAAAUGCUUGGUUUGACUUGCAUUGGGGAUGCUGCCAUGAAGUCUAAUAGGAAAAUACCAUGACCGGUUGACUUUCAAUUCCCAAAUCAUGUCUAAUAUCACCAUAUCUGUUACAGGAUAUUGCUCCUUUGAAAGCUUUUCAAACAGAUACAUGGCCAUGCAAAUGCUGUAAAUCAUCCUUAUCUCAUUAUUUCGAAUAUUUAUCGAAAAUUUAGAAUGUUAUUGUGACUAGAAUGCUUCAUACUAUUUUACCAAAAAUCUUGUUUGGCCUUUUAUGUACAAUGAAACUUGCAUACUGAGAAUAUUGAGAUUAUGAAGCACUUUUGUUGCUCAACCGUCCUCUUUUGUAUAUAGAAAGCAUGAUGCUGUAAGUUAGGCUCUCAAUCAGUAUUAGAAGCUACUGUUGGUGGCAUUAUGUGGUAUUGAGGAAAAACCACAAGACUUAUAUGCACCUAUUUGCAAUAAUUAUCUCCACAUAGUCCAAGAGACUGUGUUGAUAUUGUAUGUUUAUAACUUUAUUUAUGAACCUUUUUUUUGUAUUUUAAUCCAAGACCUUGAAAAUAAAAAUGCUUGCUUACAGAAGAAAGCUUUCUACUUGGAGAAUACCUCUAGAAAUUACAAGUAGGUGUGUGCCCUCAUACCCAUACUUGUUAAACCGGUCUAUAAAUAUCUUUGGGAUUUCAAAUUGGUCUGUUAACUGCGUUAUUUCAUGGGGAAAUAUUGAUUGCUGUGAAGUUAUAUUCCAGAAAUAGCAAUUGGUUUUACCUGUAUGGCUCUGUGCGAUAUGCAUUUAAUAAUACAUGUUUCAAUUUUUAUAAUGCAUUCUAUUUUGGAAAUACUUGCCAUUGGGAUAUUUUAUGAUCUCUAGAGUUUUGAGUAAGAAAUUAUUUAAAGCUUCCCUCUAAUGGAUAGAAACUGUUGUGUUGAUCAAGAAAAAUCCCCAAACGCUUCAUAAAAAGAAAUAGUGUGUCAGUACUUAAGCUAGUAUUGCCUUAUCCAGUACUCAAAGACUCCCUUUUGAAAGCUAACAAUGCUCUCUUUAUAAAUUUGGCAUUGUUAUGUGAAUGUGCUUGAAUCCCCUCAAAAAUAUUAUUUAUUUGGAGAUUUUUUGUUUGUUAAUUCUAUGAGCUUUGCAUAUCAUGUGAUUGAUCAUGUGUUUCAUCAUGUUUCUCAUCAUUGUUUGUUUCCAUGCUUGCUGUGUUUUCAUCAUUAUUCAUGCUUGAAUUUUGUUUGUACUUGUAUGUAGUAUUGUAUGCACCUCUAUCCAAAUUACUGUCUGUGAAAAUAUUUUCUUAUUGAAAUUAUCCAAAGUUACAUCGAAUGAGUGUAUUGUCUAUUCUUUGUUUUUAGUUCAAAUCUUGAAAUUGAAAUGAAAUAUUAUUAUUAAAGAGAUAUAAUUCUAAAUAUACAUUUGUAUCAAGUUGUAAAUAUAGUGUUUACAAAAAUUGUAAAUUAUUUAUAGCACAGAUUAUGUAGAUGCAAAAUUUGUGUAUGUGAAUGGGAUAUUUUUUUGAAUAUGGGUUUUGUUUCUCUUUUUUAUGCUAAGCAGUCUCUGAAGUUAUAACUGUGUAGUAUGAUAACUAAAGCAAUCAAGUUGUUUUGACCACAAUUUGAUGUUGUUUAUCUUCUUGUCUCUGUGUACAUCGUUGUAGAGGUAUGGUAUAUUGUAGAAGGGGGAAAAAGUCUCAACUAUGGAAAGCUACGAGUGUCAUAAUACUUCAUCUGGGAGAUACAGUUGCUGUCUAAUUUGUUAACUAAAACUACAACAUUAAAAACGAGAGGUUUCAUUGGUCAGGACAUAAAAAUUCUUCACUGUUUUGUUUUGAGUUACAAUUCAGAAAUGCAAGUGUUUGAGUCAGAAACUAUCACAAUGAAAUACUAAGAGGUUUCCGAUUUUAGAGUACCGGUAUAUUUUGAGUAUUAAAUGUAGAUGCAUUUUAAAUAAUUGUGUCACUGGCUUUCCAUAGUUAAGUGUCAUGGGAUCAAUCACAAGUUUUUGUGAUACAGGUCCCACUAAGUUCCAAUGCCUUGUACAAGCACUGUCUGUAUCAUUGGUAGGGUACAAAAACAAAGCCCUUGGCCCCAUCUUACAAAGAGUUACGAUUAAGCCAAUCAAUCAUAACUCUAUGAAAUCCAUCAGUGUUAGAAUUUUUUCGACAGGAAAUUUGCAAAAUGUCCUUUUAAACAAAGGAGAACACACCAAAUUGUCAAGAAAUCAAUGAAUUUAUGGAUAUACAUUCAUAACUAGAAAUUUUUUGAACAAACAUGCAUUUCAUAUGUUGACUUUGCUGGCUUUCCAUAGUUGCGAUUGAUUGGAUCAAUCACAACUCUUUGUAAGACGGGCCCCAGAAAAAAGUGUGUUUAAAUAUCACUAACAUUGGCUUACAAAAAUAAAGAACCAAGUUUAUUUAUAUUGUUCUUUCCUUCAUAAACUGGAGUGUUAUGCUACAACAUAUUUCUUCAUUUUGUAAGCUCAAUAUUCAGUCAUAGAUAAUUUGAAAAUGGUGUUAUAAAAAAAUGUUCCUAACCUCUAAUACUCCCUUAUCCAAUUGAACAUACUUUCUAGUAUAUCAUGAUGAAAUCAAAAUCUUUAAAAAGUUACUAAAUCAUUUUACUAAUCAGCUUCUUUAUGGGUUUGUUGUAUUCUUUUAUAGGAAUGUUUAAUUCUUAUUGGGAUUUGAGAAGUCAGUCACACAUAACACUUUUCGAAAUUACUCCCAAUGUCCAAGAACUUGUUUAAUGAAUGGUCAACAAAAAUUGACGACGAGCACAUAUGCACUCCUGCCAAUUUACAUUAAUCAUUUAUUACUCUGGCUUUUUUAUUGUCAGAAUAGUUCAUUAUUCCAUACUUGAUUAGUUUGUUUUCAAUGGGUUCAAGAGAGAAAAUUCUAUUGUUUCAUAAUGCCUAGCUUACUUUGUUUUUGUCAUAGUUUUUCUAGGACAUUUCUUUGUCUGAUAUAUCUCAUGGAAUUAAAAAAGUGUGCCUAUACUUUAUAUGAUAUACCAAAACUAACUCAUUAUUAUAUGCUUUGAAACCUGCUAUUUAUUAUUUUCAUGCUCAAUUUUUCUUGAAUUGCUUUGAACAAGGUUAUUGUUAAUUGAGUUUUCAUUUAUUCAAACAAUUUAUAAGUGCUUUUCACAACAUAAAGGAAAGGCCAAGUUUCAGAUAAGAUCAUUAUUUGCAGUUUUGUAAUUCUAAUUUUUUUCUCUUCAUGAUGUAAAUGUAUGAUUGAAGAAUAUCAAGUUAAAGAAAAGAACACAGUUUUCAUCAUUUUAUAAAUUACAAAAGCAAAGUUUCUUGUUAUAUAACAAAUCAACAAGAAUCGCAAGUUUUUGUUUAUUAAUUUUGUUUCUCCAUGGAUUUUCCUUUCCGUGAUAUGACGUGUGAUUUUCCAUUUCACAGUACACUAUCAGGUACAAUGGUUUCAAAAGAGCUGUAUUUUCAAGUUUCUUGUCAUCUUUAACUGAUUCUUCCACUUUAAGAUAUGACAUUUUUUGUUAUUCAUUUGUUUCAUUUGAUUUUUUAAAACAGUUUUUUGAAGUGUUUGUAUCAGAACAUGUACCUAGAUGGAAUCUCAUAACUUGCCAAACAUUAUUAAGAUGCCUUUGAAGUUUUCAACACUCUUUUUUCACUGUGUGUAAGUAUGAUAAAUACAAUGCAGGCAUUCCAGCCUAUAUAAUGCUAGUAUUUACAUACAUGUUUGGUGUCUUAAUAAAAAAUAUGUUGUCAGAAACUAGAAUACUUCACACCCCCCCCCCCUCCUCAAUCCUGUCUAUUUUGUAGCUGCAGAAACAUUUUAAAACAAGAAUUCUCCUUCUGCCUGGUCAACCUGGUUAAUCACCGCAGGCAUCAUUACACAUUUAAGGAACCAACUGGUAUUUGGAGGGCAAAUAAAGCAGUUUGAUAUUAAGAGCAAAAUACAGUUGACUCCCCUGUUGAUUGCAGGGCAGAUAGAUGCUAUCUAAUUCUAAACGUAGCCUUGAAAGUGUACGUUGAACAAUGCAAACUGAAAAAGGGUAUUGUGAAACUAAUUCAUUUGUAUUUUCACUUAAUAAUAUACUUGUAUAAUACAUAAAUUUCACCUAUUAUUUUCCUGAAAAUUUAACCAUCUUUGUAUUGAAAACAAUCUGAUGCUGCACAUAUGUGAUAUUCUAGGAAAGCAACACAGAUUCCCUUGUAAUAACUUCUUCAUAUAAUUUGCAUUGGUGCACAGGAUUGAUAUUUCUGUGGGAGUUUAAAGAGAAAAUUCAUUUAUCCCAUUGUAUUUAUGUUGAAGAGACUUAUCCUUGAUAUUUAAUUUAUUUAAAAUAGUUUUAUGUAAAUUACUUGUUAGCUGCUACAUGUAGAUGCCAUAGUAGGUUAAUGCAAAUGUGUUUAUUUAAGAUAACAGAAUUGGCAAAUUUCUUGUAUAUUGUUCUUAUAAGUGAAACAAUUAUUGUACCAUUUUUUCAAAUGCAUCGACUUAUGGAGAAAGUAUAUAUGGGACUUUUACAUCUAUUGCAAAGUGUUCUUUGAGAUUUUAAUGGAAAUAAAAUACAUGAAUCUUG